This is a messenger RNA of Blepharisma stoltei, 426 nucleotides long. NCBI's taxonomy places the organism in Eukaryota, Ciliophora, Heterotrichea, Heterotrichida, Blepharismidae. The record is from the annotation of a GenBank genome assembly.
AUGCAUCCAAAUUUUGAUAGAAAAAUAAACAAUUUAGAGGUAAUUUUGACAAGAGAAAGACCAAAUGUUUUCGAGAAAAAUGUCUUCUGGAAAAAAAUUAUCAAAAGAUGUACGAUGUCUAGAUCGACUGCAUGCAAUUUGAUCGGAGUGUUUCAAUAUUGAGGAAUUUCCUCACUCCUCCCUCCGUGAGCGAACAAAACCAUUGGAAAAAUCCCCAAAAAACCUCCGUGAGAUAACAAAAAAUUUUUCAUGAAAAAAAAAUUGAUAUAUAAAUGAUAUCGUUAUUUGCCUGUUUUUGAACUUUACCACCUAAGUGUGGAAUUUUUUCCGUGUGUGAAAAGAGGAUUCCACAUGUGAAAUCAAAAGGGGCUUCACAUGUGGAAUUCUCUUUUCGCACACGGAAAAAAUUCCACACUUAGGUGGUAA